AUGCGUGAACUGCUGCAGCAGCAGCAGCAAGAACAGCCGCUGCUGCAAUUUGAGGGUGCUGCUGCAGCAGACUACGCAGCCUUUGCUGAAUCUUCUGCAGCAGCAGCAGCAGCAACAGCAGCAAGACCAGAUGAGCAGCCUUCAUUCAAUUUUGCUGCUGCUGUUCGAGCAGCAGCAGCAGCAGCUGCUGCUGCUGCAUCAAAGAAGCGAACACUAAAGGCGAAUUCUCCCUUCCUAUGGAACUCUACAGACAGCAGCAGCAGCAGCAGCAGCAACAGCUGCUGCCUACAGUUUUCUCGUCUUUCAGGAGUAUACGGUGCUGCUCCAGCAGCAGCACCUGCUGGUGCAGCAGCAGCAGCAGCAGCAGCAGCAGUAGCCUCCCAUGACGCAGCAGCAGCAGCAGCAGCGAGCGACCACGCUGACGAAUGCGGUGUCCCGAAAGAUGCAGCAGCAGCAGCAGCUGCUGCUGCUGCUGCUGCUGCUGCAGGUCUAAGCAGCAUAGAAAUGUAUGAGCAGCAGUUACGUGAGUGUCACGUGCUGCUGCUGCAGCUGUUAGGGGGAGACGCGCAGCAGCAGCAGCAAGCAGCAGCAGUAUUCCUCUCCUCUGCUGAAUCCCCUGGCGUGCUGCUAGCAUUAACAGCAUAUGCUGUAUGUGGUUACCAUCCUCUCUUAUUCUCUCAUUCAUGUUAUCAUGCUGCUGCUGCUGCAGCUGCUGCUGCUGCAGCUGCUGCUGCAGCUGCAGCUGCUGCACAAGGUAGUGCUGCUGCUGCUGCUCAGCAACAGCAACAACAGAAACAGCAAAGAGAAAAUAGCGGCAGCUGCGUUUGCGCAGGAGUUAUGGCUGUGCUGCAGCAACAUAAGCAGCAGCAGCAGCAACAGCAGCAACAGCAGCAGCAGCAGCAGCAUGACCACUUAAUAUGUUUAUGUACUGCUCCUGGUUGCUGCUGCAUCUUCUCUCAGCAGGGGCAGAAGAUGUUGCAUGCUGCUGCUGCUGCAGGCAGCAGCAGUACAAGCAGCAACACAAACGGCACCAGCAGCACGACCAACGGUAACAGCAGCAGCAGCAGCAGCAGCAGCAGCAGGGAUGAGUUCCUGCUGCAGGUACUAUGCGCCUCCUUGCUGCGGCAGCUCGUGGGGCCCUGCUGGGUAUCCUUUGAUUGCUGCGAGCAGCAGGCAGCGCUGCUGCUGCUGCUGCAGGCAGCACCAGCACAUCCGCAGCAGCAGCUGCAGCAGCUGCUGCACAAAGUUCUUACAGAUCUACUAGCAUAUCAGCAGCAGGAGGGGUCCUGCAGCAGCUGCAGCAGCAGCAGCAGCAGCAGCGGCCGGUACAGUGAGCAGCAGCAGCUGCAGCUGUCAACAGAUUCUUGUUGCUGCAGUAGGGAUAUGUGCUCCCGCAGGCAGCUGCUGCCAGCAGCAGCAGCAACAGCAGCAGCAGCAGCUGACAGCCGUAGCACGCCACGCUGCAGCACGAGCAGCAGCAGCACUAGUGGUGGAUGCAGGCGGCAGUCUAUGACGAGUACUGCUGCUGCUGCUGCUGCUGCACCAGCUGUAUUGCCAGCAGCAUUAAAAGCAACUGCAGCAGACAGUGCCCUGCAUCAGGGUGCUGCAACAGACGAGGCAGCAGCAGCAGCAGCAGCAGCAGGAGCAGCAGCAGCAGCAGCAACACAAGGAGCAGUAGCAGCAACAACGGGCAGCUCUAAAGCAGCAACGGGAUUUCUUCCCGCGGGGCAGCAACCCUCCCCACCAGACUCUGCAGCAGCAGCAGCAGCAACAGCAGCAGCAGGAACAGCACCAGGUGCUGCUGCUGCUGCUGCUGCUGCUGGAGGUUCUGUUGUUGUUUGCUGCUACUCAAGGCAGCGCUGCUGCACUGCAGCAAAAUCCUUAACAGAACGGGUGUUGACUCGCGUGAUGGAGUUGAUGCGUCGUGCAUCAGCAGCAGCAGCAGCAGAAGGAGCAGCAGCAGCAGCAGCAACAGCAGCAGCAGCAGCAGCAGCAGCAGAUGAAGCUGCUGACUAUGGUACAGCACGAUUCGUCUUACUCUCCUCGCUGCGUUUGCUGCAGGUGCUGCUGCGUGAUUGUCCUAACUUCUUGCUGCUGCAGCAGCAGCAGCUGCAGCAGCUGCAGCAGUUACUGCAGCAGACUGCAGCAGGAGGGCAGCAAUAUAACCUCGUACUUGCACCAGGAAUGCUUGUUGCUGCUACUGCUGCUGGUGCUGCUGCUGCUGGUGCUGCUGCUGCUGAGGGCAGACCAGCAGCAAUUACUCCUGCGCAUCUUGCUGCUAUUGAGAAAACAAGGAAGAGACUGCAUAUCCAGCAUCUGCAGCCACUGGUGCAGCAGCUGCUGCUGCUGCUGCGCUGCAGCAGCCUCCAUCUUAUUGAUGGUAGCCACCUAACAGUAGCUGUACAGACACUGCGUUGCUGCGUUCUUAUUGCCCGCAUCUCCCGUCCUCGCAGCAGCAGCAGCAGCAGCAGCAGCAGAUACAACAGCAGCAGCAAGGUGCAGUUGCUGAAACUCGAAGCAGAUAUGCCCCCUGCUGCAGCAGCAGCUGCUGCUGAAUCUGCUGCUGCUGCUGCUGCCGUUGAUGAUGUGGGGUGUCUAUACACCCCAUCAGAAGCAACAAGCAGCACUUCUGCUGCUUCACCAGACUCCCCUUUAUCGGGUGCGGUGCCAGCAGCAGCAGCAGCAGCAGCAGCAACUGCAGCAACAACAGCAGCAGCAGCAGCAGCAGCAACAACAACAGGAUCAACAGCAGCAACUCCCGCGACGAAUUCAUCAGAAGGCAACGGCGUGCUGCUGUCCGAGGCUUUCCUUAAGGGCGCUCCUGCCUCUGCAGCAACAGCAGCAGCAGCUGCUGCUGCUGCUGCUGCUGCAGCUGCAGCAGCAACAACAACGACAACAGCACAACGGCGUGGGUGCUGCAGCCGGUGGGAGUGCGGCCUGCUGCGGGAGUUUGCUGCUGCAGCACCGUUGCUGCUGGAUGCAUGCGUUGUGCUGCUGCAGCGGUACUUCUGUACAUAUGAGGCCUUGCUGCUGCAGGAGGUAGAGGAGGAGCAGCGGGAGCAAUGCUGUAGUAAGGGUUCUGCUGCUGCUGCAGCAGCAGCAGCAACAGCAGCAGCAGCAGCAGCAGCAACUAAUGCUCUUAGUAUAUCAGGACGCUGCCUUGUUAUACAAUGCAUUUGUCUUCUUAUUGAAUUCGCGCGUAUACCUCAAUUACGGUUGCUGCUGCUGCAGCCAGAUGCAGCAGCAGCAGCAACUGCAGCAGAUGCAGCAACAGCAGCAGCAAUAGCAACAACAGCAACAGCAGCAGGUGCAGCAGCAGCAGCAAACGGUGCUGCAUCACCAUCCACUGUUGACACUGUCGAUGAUGCAGCACAUCCUGCAGCAGCAGCAGCAGCAGCAUCUGCAGCAGCUGGUCCUGCUGCUGCUGCUGCUGCUGCAGAAGCAGAUGAGCUGCUGGGGGCUACCUCUGUGACAGCAGCACGAGGGAAUCAGCAAGUGCAGCAUGCAGCAAGACCUGCUGCUGCUGCUGCUGCUGCUGGGGAGGAAGACACGCCAGCAACCCCGUCACCAUCCUUGGCGUUGCUGCUGUCGCUGCUGCUGCCUUACUGUCAGCUGUCAGCAGCAGAAGAGCAGCAGCUGCAGCAGAAUGCAGACAGAUUCAUAGAUUGGAGCAGCACGGAGCAGCGGCUGCUGCUGCAGAAGCUGCUGCAGCAGCAAGGAUACACAAAUCAGCAGCUGCAGUUUCUUGGGUAUUCAUCAACUAGCUGCAGCGACACAGCAGCAGCAGCAGCAGGGGAGGCAGCUCGUCGACGGUGGCGACGGCAGCAGCAGCUGCAGCAGCAGCAGGAACAGCAGCGGCAGCAGGAGCAGCAGGAAGCAGAUGAUGAGGAAGCUCUUGCUGGACAAUCUGUUCGUCGUGUUGUGCUGCAGCUGCUGCAUGCGCUGGAAACUCCUGCUGCAUCUACUCACGAUUGCUGCUGCUGCGAAUCAGCAGCAGCAGCAGCAGCAGUAGCUGGGUAUGACAGUAGUUGCACCAGCAGCAGCAGCAGCAGCAGCAAAUGCUGCGUGGAUGCCAGCAAUAGCCGCUGCACACAGUAUAACAAUUGGGGGGAUUUAUCGACAGAGGGGAGGGCGCAGCAAUCUGCUGCUGCUGCUGCUGCAGCAGCAGCAGCAGCAAGAAGAGUUGUUGCUGCUUCUGUUGCUGCAGCAGCAGAAUCUUUGCUGCUGACGAGCUGCGAACGCCGCAACCAGCGGCAGCCCUGGUGGUCUCUAUUGGAGGCAGGACUAUGGGCAGUUGGUUGUACCCAGGCGGAAGCAGCAGCAGCAGCAGCAGCAGCAGCACUAUUAGAGUCUCCUGUUAAGUGUAUAGCAACUGUAUUAACAGCAGCAGAGCCAGCAGAAGCAGCAGCAGAUUCCUCUCCUUCCUCCUCAUUAGCAGCAGCAGCAUCUGCAGCAGCAGCUGCUGCUGCAGCUGCAGCAGCUGGAGCAUCACCAGGCCCUAUUCAAUUGCUGCUGCUGCGCUGCCGCUGCUUCCUUGUUGCAUGCACACUUAGGGUUGUACAGGUCUUCAGCGCGCUGCUGCCUCCGCUGCUGCAGCGGCUGCAGCGAUGUGCUGCAGUGGAUAGGAAGCGUGGGGUGUUGCUGCAGCGGCAAAGAGCAGUAGGAGUGUGUGGCGCAGCAGCAGCAGCAGCAGCAACAGCAGCAGCAGAUGAGUGCCUUGGAGGACGUACUGUCUGUGCUGCUGCUGAUCCUCCUGUUGUUUCCCCCUAUGAGAUCUGCACUUGUAUAGAGGCGUUAUCUAGCUGUCUGCAGGCAGCUUUGCUGCUGCAGCAGCAGCAGCAGCAACAGCAGCAGCAGCACGAGCAGCAGCAGCGGCUUUCGCUUCAGGGCCCAAAUGGUUCUGUAGACACUGAGAAGCCUCACUCAGCAGCAGCAGCAGCAGCAGCAGCAGCGGGGACAGCAGCAACAGGGAUGACAGCAGCAGACCCAGCAACAAGGGCCUAUUUAAGCAGCAGCAGCACGUUUGCUGCUGUGCUGCAGUUGCUGCUGUCCUCUUUGCUGCGCAGUGAUGACGAGGCGCUGCUGCAGGAGGGGAUUUGCUGCAUUGCCUAUGCUGUUGCAUGCGCUCCUGAGGUUGUAGACAUUGAGCAGCAGCAGCAGCAGCAGCACCAGGACCAACAGCAGCAACAAGAGCAGCAAGAUCAGCAGCAGCAGCAGCAGCAGCAGCAAGUUUCCUUAUACAAUUUUCUUAUGUAUACAGCAGGCUGCUUACAGGCUCGCUGCGAUGUAUCUGCUGCUGCUGCUUCUGCUGCUGCUGCUCUAUGGGAGUUGCUAGUUGGGGUGUAUAGGCAGCGUUUAUCUGCUGCUCAUCUACAGGAGCUGCUGCUGCUGCUGCUGCUGCGGCAUAGACAAGCAGGACACCCGCUGCUGCGCAUGAAGUUGCUGCGCACCUCCUGCUGGUUGCUGCUGCAGGACCCUGAGGGUCUCUUCCCUCUCUUAUUAAACUCUAGUCCUUAUCAGCAGCAGCAGCAGCAGCAGCAGAAGGAGCAGGCGCAAGUGUCUCAGCAGCAACAGCAACAGCAGCAACAGCAGCAAAGAGACAGGACACCAGCACACCCAGCAGGAGCAGCGCAAAGUGCUGCUGCUGCUGAUGGGACAGGAGGUGCUGCUGCUGCUGCUGAGUCUCUUAGCAGCAGCAGAAGCAACAGCAACGGAUGCAGUAUGGAUAUGAAGGCAGCAGCAGCAAGUGCUGCUGCUGCUGUUGCUGCUGAUAGCCGACAUGUAGCCAGGAAGAGCAGCAGCAGCAGCAGCAGCAGCAGACACAGGAGUCCUAGCAACAACAGCGUAGCGCAACAGAUAGCACGACACCGUCUGCGGCGACGACAGCAGCAAGAGCAGCAGCAACAGCAGCAGCAACAGCAGCAGCUGAUGCCUGAUGCAGCAGGCAGCACAUUGCAGCUGCUCUUAAUAUUGCUGCUGCAGCAAAUGAAUAGUGGGCAGCAGGACCUGCUGAAGCGCAGCAGCAACAGCAGCAUCAGCAGCAGCAGCAGCAGACACAGGAGCAGCAGCAAAUAUACAAAAGCUGUUUUUAUAAGAACACUCUGCUGCUUCCUCACAGUACAAGAGGGGCAAUGGCUGCGUGCUGUUGCUGAGCAGCAGCAGCAGCAGCAGCAGCAGCAGCAGCAAACAGGACUCAUCCAACCUUGUCUUGCUCAAGCUCUGCUGAAAUGUGUACAAGGGCUAUACCGUCGUUGCUGUCUAUCGCAGCAGCAGCAGCAGCUGCUGCAGCUGCAGCAGCAGCUGUUGCGCUGCUCAGCAGCUGCAUCCUGGUCCCCAACUGCUGCUGCUCGUGCAGAGGAAGCAGCAGCAGCAACAGCAGCAACAGCAGCAGAGCCACGCAGUGUUUGCCGCAUCUCUGAUGGGGCAUUUAACGACGCAAUUGAGGAAAGCAGCAGAAGCAACAGCAGCAGCAGCAGCAGCAGCAGCAGGCUGCAGCAGCAAACUUCACUGCAACACUGGGCAAUGGAUAGGGAGCUCCGUCGUUCCUCAAUUGGCUGCAGCAGCAGCAGAUGCAGCUCGCAGAGCGGCAGCAGCAGCAGCAGCGCAUGCAGCGACAGCAGCAGCGUCAGCAGCAGCAGCAGCAACAGUUCUCAUAGCAGCAGCGCUCCAGGCCAUAGAGGCAGCCCAUUAGGUUUGCUGCUGCAGCAGCAGCGGGUAGAACUGCUGCAGCAAAGCAGGCCUGCUGCUGUACUUGCUGCUGCUAUUGCUGCAGCAGCAAACCCGCUCUUGUGUCAGCAGCCGUGGUCAGAAAGGCUGCGGGAGCAGCUGCAGCAACUGCAGCAACUGCAGCAACUGCAGCAACUGCAGCAGCAGCGGCUGCAGCGACUCAAUCAGCAGCAGCAGCAGCAGCAACAAGGCAGCCUCUAUGCUGCUCGGCAUGGUAGCAGCUUUUGCAUUCUUAGCUCCUCUUGCUUGCCAGAUUUGCCGCCGCAGCAGCAGCAGCAACUGCAGCAGCAGCAGCAGCAGCAGCAGCAGCAGCUACCCGUGCGUAACAAUAGUUUCUUUGAUGACUUCAAGAAAGACUCCGAAUGGGAUGCCGAUGGAUCAAGUGACGCAGCAGCAGCAGCAGCAGCAGCAGCAACAGCAGCAGCAGCAGCAGCUAACGGCACCCAACAACAGUCUGCGGCUGCCUCUCCUACAGCUGGAGGUAUUCGUGCCGCAGCAGCAGCAACAGCAGCAGCAGCAUCUGCUGCUGCUGCUGUCCCAUGUCAUGCAGUCAACGGCGAUUUCAGGUUUUUUGUGCAGCAGCAGCAGCAACAGCAGCAGCAGCAGCAGCAGCAGCAGCAGAAUUCGCAUGCGAUGGAUAUGCCAGCCGUGCUGCUGCAGCAGCGGCUGCAGCGAGCGACGCAGCAACAUCCUAGGCAGCAAAUGCAGCAGCUGCAGCAACAGCAGCAGCUGCAGCAGCAGCUGCAGCAGCAGCUGCAGCAGCAGCACGAGCUGCUGCAAGGCAGAUUUGUGCCUCAUGAGCAGCAGACAAGAAGAGGUCUGCUUCUAUUCGCAGCAAACACCCAGCAGCAACAGCAGCAGCAGCAGCAGCAGCAGCAACAGCAAGAGGAGACAGACAACUCCGAUGAUGGAGAAAUGAGGUGCGAUAGGCCCUCCAUCUGA
Eimeria maxima is the source of this 7668-nucleotide messenger RNA. RefSeq lists its product as hypothetical. Bases 1 to 7668 code for a protein of 2555 amino acids. The record is from RefSeq and is a predicted model, not a curated record. The transcript is spliced from 7 exons. Gene Ontology annotation, cellular component: nucleolus; nucleoplasm. Lineage: Eukaryota; Apicomplexa; Conoidasida; Eucoccidiorida; Eimeriidae.